Perkinsus marinus ATCC 50983 is the source of this 396-nucleotide messenger RNA. RefSeq lists its product as hypothetical. The transcript has a single exon. The record is from RefSeq and is a predicted model, not a curated record. The coding region runs from base 1 to 396 and encodes 131 amino acids. Lineage: Eukaryota; Perkinsozoa; Perkinsida; Perkinsidae.
AUGGCCUCGCGACUUCAAAUGGAUGAGAAAGUUGAUGGGGGCCUGCCAAAGGAGAACCACAAGGACGAGAAGAGUGACAACAAUGAGGAAAGUGCAAUGGCGAGGAAAGUUGGCCAAGAGGGCCAUCGAUCUCUUCCUUUCCGGGAAGUUCUACUGGAUAAAUAUGGCUGGCUCCGUUAUGACAAGACGACUCGCACAGCAUACUGCAUUGCUUGCGCUAAGUACGACCUUACUAAUGCUUUGGAUGUAGGUGUAACCGAGUUCCGGAGAGUCACCGGCAAGAGGGGCACUUUCGCUGCCCAUAAUAAGUCCGCUGAGCAUUGUCAGGCUAUGGAGAGAAUGAUGUCGGAGGAACGGCGGGGAACAGUUCUCCACCAAGUUGGUGGCACCAACUGA